AUGUUUGCGGCAACCGAGACUCAUGUGAAUGGCGCCCCAGAGAUCUUGGACGGAGCACAACACUCUGCUCCAAGGUCGUGGAACAACGUGAGGAGAUGGAGAGUACUGAAGAAUCAACCCAGUGCUAAGCACAACGAGCAGGGCCGCUCCGACACAGGGUUGCCCAGUACGGGGGCCAGCGAGAACUGUACCACGAAUUAUAAUGGAUAUCAACGGUCACGCCGAAGCCAACCGACUGCUCUUACCGCCUUCAGACAUGCCAUCGUAUUCCUCGCUUUCUCCCUUCCGGUCGUUGCCCUAGCCCUCGUCGUCAAAGUCCCGCAGUGGUAUGCUUUCGAAGCAGAGCAUUGGGUGUCGAAUUCUUUCACACAUUGCAAUUUCAAUGGCGAGUUUACGCCUCUGGACAAACCCACCUUGGGCGUUUGGGAUCCUGCCGGCUUCUUCUACAUCACGGUCUCAUGGGGCAAAAUGGCUUUCUCGACGGCAAAGUUUAUCGAUAUUGUUUGGGACAUGGCUGUCGGACGCGGAGGACAGGCUUUGCUGGCCUUCGUCACAUUUAAAGUCUCCUCGCAAUACUUGGCCCUGGCCAUGUUGAAAGCACCUGUGUCCUACAAUACUUUUGAGUCUCUAGCGUUUGUACCUCCGACGUUGGUCAGGACAGUUCGACUAGCUGGAGAUCUAUUGACGAACCGGGGCUGGCGCGCGAGGUUGAUCAUGGUUUGGAUCAUCUCGAGCUCGCUGUUCGUUCUCGGCUUUUCCUCCCUGGUCACUGCCAUGUCGGGUUACAGCAGCAAUAUCAAUGCGGUGAUGCCAAACCUCGAAAAUGAGUCAGUCUUGUGGUCUAAUUUUCAAGUGGUUCAGUUCGCAGUCAAUGAUGCUCAGCGAAUUGGCCAUCCUGGACCGUUAUUCGUUACUACGGGAGAUAUCUGUGUUCAAGACGGCUUCCACGACGACGACGACGACGACGACGACAGUGGAAAGUACUAUAAUAAAGAGUAUCUGACCGCGGAAUACCCUCCUAGCCGACGUGCCGCUGCUGAUGAGAACGAGGACGGAAAUGCAGACGGCACUGGGGAGGUGCCUUGGGAGUAUGUCCCGGCCAACUGCACAACGUUUUGGCAUAUUGUGCAAUACGUGAGCACCUAUGGGCUUCAAGGGAAGAUUCAUACUGAAAGCACGAUUACUUUCAAUGGGACGACCCACAAGCUUGCUCCCCCAGCGCUGAAUGUCACCACUUCGUACUCGCCAACCGCACUCUCCACAUUGUCGACGUACCUCAAUACCUUCUCAAUGUCCUCACCGCCAGCUCCGAGUUCGCUCUCCUCGGUAACACAACUCACAGACAACACCUUCUGGGUUUACGAUGAUGAAACUUAUACUUUCUCCUACGUCCUCGACAAUGCCACUUGUCGCUAUUCUAAGUGGCACAACUGGGGCUUCUCGUUCCUCUUCUUGUUUAUUACCUCCCUACUACUUGCGAUAUGGUCAGUCGGGACUUAUGCGCUGUGGUUAUAUACACAUCUACACAAUUCCCAGGACCAUGAGUCUCGUCUCAAUUCAACUGGCGGGAUCUACCGGUCAAGUUUCACUCUUGUUGAGGCUAUGAAACGAGACGUGGGUCCCGGCGCCGUGACCCCAGAGCUAAAGGAAUGCGAGAUCCGCAGCUUAGUCAGUCGACGACGUGGACGUGUGAUCCAUGGCGUCGGCAAUAUAGACGCAGGGCCAUCACCGAUCCUUUGCGAGCCCGAGAAGAACCUGAUCACUUCUCCUUCCACGACCUCACCAAUCAACCAAUUCCCGACGUCGCGCUGGCGGGCCCUGCGCUCCUGGAUGUCUCCACCGACACAUCCGAGACCCAGCCAUGCAGAUGAGAGCCAGUCUUCUGCAAACAGUGUGUUUACGCUCGCAAAUUCAACCUUUUCGUCAACCUCGCAACAUCCCAUCCUCCACUCCCCUGCCGCUCCUGGAAGGACCAUGACCAUGACAUCUCGAAUGUCUUCCCUAGCAUCCCCUCUAACAGAAUCUCCUCCUGAAUUCGGCUACUCACCAGCGACACAGGCAGGCAUCCUCGACGAGACCACCGACGUUCGCAAUAACGACCCCUCGGAGACAAGGAUCUCAGGCAGGCCUCGACCGCGGCUGAGUCUGAGUCGAGCGAUACGCGUAUCAACGCAGGAUGGGACCAAUCCGCGCACGGGCACGGCGCCAUUGCUUUCAGCGUCGUCCUCCCUGGCACCGAAAUGGGUCUCCUCGCCCGGUCCUGUCACGCCCUCAGAUGACUCUGGUUCUACUGUCUCCCCUAUACCAGAGGACACAAGUUACGAGGACGCCGUGAGAUGGAAGAACGACCUGGGCGAGGAUUGA
Messenger RNA from Cladophialophora yegresii CBS 114405, 2364 nucleotides. RefSeq lists its product as uncharacterized. Bases 1 to 2364 code for a protein of 787 amino acids. Lineage: Eukaryota; Fungi; Ascomycota; Eurotiomycetes; Chaetothyriales; Herpotrichiellaceae. The transcript has a single exon. The record is from RefSeq and is a predicted model, not a curated record.